AUGGCCAUCUUUGUGGUCACAACAUCAGCGGGAAAGCCUGAUAGGGGUACUAUGAGAAAGAUACGAAGCCAUGCGAUGCGCGGGAGGAAUACACGCGAGGACAGGCUAGCUCGGGCUCAAGAACGAAUGAAUACUGAUAAGGGCACAUCUCAGAUCAUGUAUACUGACAGUACUCUAUCUCCACCCUCGGUACAAAUGACCAAUGGCACGACACAAGCACAUACUAGAGAGAAGACCCUCACGGAUCAACCUUCGACUAUGAGUAUUCCGCGAAAGCUGGCACCAGAGAUUCUAUUACAGCGAUCAGAACUCGAGCUAAAGCCAUAUAUGCUGGAGUUAAUACAUCAAGCUUUCACGACUUCAAAACCCUGUCGAUACGCCAUAGACAUGAAAGUCGCCCACGAAUGCGAAUCUCAAAUCUUCAGCCUCAGCGAUAUGCACAUGCACGAAGUAUCCCUCCACUCCAUCCUCUUCACAGCAUCAGCGUUCAAAGAAGUCUGCCAAGGCAUAGAGUUUAGCAUGCUCACGAGAUAUCAUCUUGGCGAGACACUUCGCUGUAUACAAUACAGUCUCCAGGAAAAAAGCACAGCUACUGCUAUGGCGACGGUGGGAGCGAUUGUUAAUCUAGCGUCGGCGGCGUCUAGCUUUGGAGAUGUUGAUACUGCGAGAAAGCAUAUGGAUGGGCUAUGUCGUAUUUUUGAACUUCGUGGUGAGAUAUCGCCUUUUGGAACUGCACCGCUAGCAGAGAUGAAGUGUCAAAGGAUAGAGAUAUGUCUGUCAAUGACAGAGGGGCGAAAACCCCGGCUUCUUCCCGACAUCCAAGUCUGGGACUCACUCAUGCCAAUAUCUGCAAUCCACUCCCCUCCAGAAUCUACAUUUCUCAAUCCUCGAAUUCUGACACCAGAUCGGCGAUUACUCUCCAUCUGGACCGAUUUACAGUACUACGGCAGACUAGCUAAUGAGGGCGAGCUUAUUCCACUAGAGCUAUUCCUCUUCAUAAGCACAACUCUUCCGAAUAGGUUGCUUCAGCUUUCUUACGAUGAGCAAUCGACUUGCGAGCUUAUGAGGCUAUGUAUACUGGUGUAUAUAAAGAGCAUCCUUUUUAGUCUUCCUGGGGUUGGGAGGAGAAUGUCUUAUCUGUCGAAAAAUUUGGAGAGGGAACUUCAGACGUUCGUGCCUUUGCAUAGGGAGCAUUUGACGUUCUUGCUUUGGGCGUUGUUUAUCGCUGGGGGUUGUAUUUUUGAGGACUUUGAUCGAGAGUGGCAUCGCCGGGCUAUUCGCGAGAUUUGUGAGGCUCUUGGUGUGAGUACCUGGGUGCAAUGUAGGGCGAUUUUGAACAGCGUGCUGUGGAUUGGUGAUAUACACGAUUCGCUGGCACAAGAGGGAUUCAUCAAAGUGUUUGGGGCUACAUAA
Messenger RNA from Fusarium tjaetaba, 1413 nucleotides. RefSeq lists its product as uncharacterized. The record is from RefSeq and is a predicted model, not a curated record. The transcript is spliced from 3 exons. The coding region runs from base 1 to 1413 and encodes 470 amino acids. NCBI's taxonomy places the organism in Eukaryota, Fungi, Ascomycota, Sordariomycetes, Hypocreales, Nectriaceae.